Messenger RNA from Bubalus bubalis (water buffalo), 846 nucleotides. RefSeq names its product peptidylprolyl isomerase H (gene PPIH). Gene Ontology annotation, cellular component: intracellular membrane-bounded organelle. Gene Ontology annotation, biological process: protein folding; protein peptidyl-prolyl isomerization. Gene Ontology annotation, molecular function: peptidyl-prolyl cis-trans isomerase activity. Bases 95 to 628 code for a protein of 177 amino acids. NCBI's taxonomy places the organism in Eukaryota, Metazoa, Chordata, Mammalia, Artiodactyla, Bovidae. The transcript is spliced from 10 exons. The record is from RefSeq and is a predicted model, not a curated record.
UGCGCCUGCACCGGAAAUAAACGCCUCCCGGCCGAGCAGGGACAUAGGAUCGCCGGAACGCCGCGCUCCCGACUUCUGCUUCCGGGUCAGAGGCAUGGCGGUGGCAAAUUCAAGCCCUGUCAAUCCGGUGGUAUUCUUUGAUGUCAGCAUUGGCGGCCAGGAAGUUGGUCGUAUGAAGAUUGAGCUCUUUGCAGACGUUGUGCCUAAGACGGCGGAGAAUUUUAGGCAGUUCUGCACAGGAGAAUUCAGAAAAGAUGGGGUUCCGAUAGGAUACAAGGGGAGCACCUUCCACAGGGUCAUAAAAGAUUUCAUGAUUCAGGGUGGAGAUUUUGUUAAUGGAGAUGGUACCGGAGUUGCCAGUAUCUACCGGGGGCCAUUCGCAGAUGAAAAUUUUAAGCUUAGACACUCAGCUCCAGGCCUUCUUUCCAUGGCAAACAGUGGUCCCAGCACAAAUGGCUGCCAGUUUUUCAUCACCUGCUCUAAGUGUGAUUGGCUAGAUGGGAAGCACGUGGUGUUUGGAAAAAUCAUUGAUGGACUUUUGGUGAUGAGAAAGAUUGAGAAUGUUCCCACAGGCCCUAACAAUAAACCCAAGCUGCCUGUGGUGAUCUCACAGUGUGGGGAGAUGUAGUCCAGAGGGAGACUGAAUCAGACCCUCUGCCACUGCAGACCUUCCCUUGCUCGAUGUGGUACUCUUGAGUAAGAUAACCUGGACUGGCCCCUGUGUUGGCUUCCGUGCUGGCUGCUGCCCCAUUUGAUCAAGAAAGAGACCUUGAAAGCAUCACAGAUUCAAAACCCCGAAUUUUGUGUUUAGUUUUCAACUGUAAAUAAAGUUGUUUGGUUUUUUUU